Molecule: messenger RNA, 1945 nt
Organism: Paramecium tetraurelia
Lineage: Eukaryota; Ciliophora; Oligohymenophorea; Peniculida; Parameciidae
Exons: 6
Source: RefSeq, a predicted model, not a curated record
AUGUAAGAAGCAUAUGUACUUCAUGAUCAGUAUAGGAAUCAAUCAAUGUACAAUUACAUCAGUGGAUCAUCUCGUCCUCUUUAUUUCAAGCGACCACUUGUACCGACAAUGACAGAUACUCCUUUAAAAUUGAGUCAACCUCCAGUUUAAUAAGUAAAGGAAUAAGUUCUUCCUGCCAAGGUGACAAUAGAGAGAGUUAAGGACGUCGAGAUUUAAACUGAUUACAGAGAUGCCGAAGCUUAAACUGCUCCGUAUACACCUGCUCAUGACCAAAGUGAUGAUUAAACAAUAGAAAUUUUGGCUUUGCAGCAUUUAAAAUGGGACAAGGGCUUGCCUGCGUCAAUAGAGGAAUUGGAGUCAAUAGAAUGGAAUAGAGAAAAAGUGUGGUUCGAAAAUUCGCUUCCUCCGAUCUCAGAUGAAGCCUCAUUCAAAUUAAGAAGAGCAUUAAUGAAAUCUUAAGAGGAGAGGGAGUGGAAGAAGAAGGAGACAGACAUCAAGAUUACUUAAAACGAGAGAUUGUAUUUGCUCUAAGAAGCAUUAAAGGAGAGGGAGAAGGAUGUGGAGGAGAAGAACGCUUAGAGGAUCGAGAGCAUUAAGAUAAAGAAGACGGAACUAAAGAAUAGGAUGGUGGCUAAGAUUUAAAAGAGGAAAAUAAAGAUAUUGAGAAAGAUGCAAAAGAGUAGAAAAGAAAUAGAUAAUGAGGAUAAGGGCAGGGAGAUAAUUGAGGAUUAUGCUAAUUUUGCAUCUAAAGUUUAUGCAGGGAUUACUAGAGAAGGAUUGAGUUUGGACAAGAUUGCGAGCAAGUAUGAAGUUUAGCCAGUUGCUCUUAAUACUUAUAAGGGGCUAACUGAAUUGUCCACUACAAUUAAGCCAUCCAUUUUAGAAACAACUGUAAAUGUGGCUUAAUUUAUUAAAACCAUAGAGAAGGAUUACACUAGAUUGGAGAUACAACAUAAAAUUGAGGUAAACAAAGCAAGGAAUCAAAUUUUUGGAACAAAUAAGCAGGAUCAAUCUAAUGAGAAUUAAGCAGAUCACAUUGGAAAUAAGAAUAUUAUAAUAAGGCCAGCUACACCCACAUAUAAUUAGGAGUUUGAGAAUGGAGAUAUAAAGAGACAAGAGAUGAAGUUUGAGAAUUAUGAGUAAUUUAAAGAGGAAGCAAUUAAAAGACAGGGGGAGGAUAGAAGAAAUUCAGCAGUGGUCUUGCUACAAAGACUAUUUAGAGGAAGAGCGAUGUAAAAUAUAAUGUACGAAGGAAAAGAGAAGAGAACUGCUUUGAUUGAAGAACUUUUGACUGUGGCUAAAAUUCCAGAUUUACCAGAGGCUGAGCAGGAGGAGAUUUUGAUGCAACAACAUGAAGAAAAAGUGAAGAAUGCAGCUUUGGAAGCUAUUCAAGGAGAGGUGAUUGCUGAGACUUUAGAUAUGCUAAGCAAGGAAUUACUGAGAAUAAAACAAUAGAAGAAGAUAGCUUAGAUGAUGAAAUCUGCAGAGGAGGAUAGGAGAUUAAGAGAGAUUUAAGAGGCAGGAACGAGAUAAGCUGAAUAGAUUCUAAGAGACAGGGAGGAUGUCCAAUAUAAUCAAAUCAUGAGAGUUCAUUAAGGGACAGUCGACACUUAUUUACAUUGGAUUUUCAAGAAUACUAUAGAGCAAGCUGCCACAAGACAGGCUACAAUAAUGACUAAUUUGAGGAAAUCAAAGAUGAAUGCACCAGUGGAGCAUUUUGAAAGAAAGUAUAAUAGUGAUGAGACUAUCAUAAAAGACCUGGUAUAACAAUUCUUAAUCCCUAAUGUAUAGAGGUCUAAGUUGCAAAAAUAAAUUUAAAUUGAGGAAAGGAGAUUUAAUGAGGCUGCCAAAAAAUCCAUUUAAGCAACAUUAUCUUCAGCUGCACAAGAACUUAAUCAAAGAUGAUGAUAAUAAUAAAUAAUAUAAUGUAAUUUUAAUGGAUAUA